This is a messenger RNA of Panthera uncia (snow leopard), 5846 nucleotides long. RefSeq names its product discs large MAGUK scaffold protein 5 (gene DLG5). The record is from RefSeq and is a predicted model, not a curated record. Gene Ontology annotation, biological process: regulation of apoptotic process. The transcript has 32 exons. The coding region runs from base 81 to 5846 and encodes 1921 amino acids. Lineage: Eukaryota; Metazoa; Chordata; Mammalia; Carnivora; Felidae. Gene Ontology annotation, molecular function: protein binding.
CCCGCCCGCGCGCGCCCGCCCGCCCGCCGGCCUCGGGGAGCCGGAGCCGUCCGCGGGGCGGGGCGGGGCGGCCACCCACCAUGGAGCCCCAGCGCCGGGAGCUGCUCGCCCAGUGUCAGCAGAGCCUGGCCCAGGCCAUGACCGAGGUGGAGGCCGUGCUCGGGCUGCUCGAGGCCGCGGGAGCGCUGAGCCCCGGCGAGCGGCGGCAGCUGGACGAGGAGGCGGGAGGCGCCAAGGCGGAGCUGCUGCUCAAGCUGCUGCUGGCCAAGGAGCGGGACCACUUCCAGGACCUGCGGGCGGCGCUGGAGAAGACGCAGCCUCACCUGCUGCCCAUUCUCUACCUGAACGGCGUCGUCGGGCCGCCACAGCCCUCCGAGGGCGCCGGCUCCACCUACAGCGUCUUGUCCAUCAUGCCCUCAGACUCAGAAAGCAGCAGCUCCCUCAGCAGUGUGGGUACCACCGGGAAGGCGCCAUCCCCUCCACCCCUCCUGCCUGACCGGCAAGUGAACGAGAAGGUGGAGAACCUCUCCAUUCAGCUGCGGCUGAUGACCCGAGAGAGGAACGAGCUGCGGAAGCGCCUGGCCUUCGCGACACAUGGGACGACCUUUGACAAGAGGCCCUACCACAGGCUGAAUCCCGACUACGAGAGGCUGAAGAUCCAGUGUGUGCGGGCCAUGUCGGACCUUCAGAGCCUGCAGAAGCAGCACACCAAUGCCUUGAAGCGGUGCGAGGAGGUGGCCAAGGAGACCGACUUCUACCACACACUCCAUAGCCGGCUCCUGAGCGACCAGACCCAGCUGAAGGAUGAUGUGGACAUGCUGAGGCGGGAGAACGGACAGCUGUUGCGGGAACGUAACCUGCUGCAGCAGUCAUGGGAGGACAUGAAGCGGCUCCAUGAGGAGGACCAGAAGGAGAUUGGUGACCUCCGGGCCCAACAGCAGCAGGUGUUGAAGCACAACGGGUCGUCAGAAAUUCUCAAUAAACUGUACGACACGGCCAUGGACAAGCUGGAGGUGGUCAAGAAGGACUAUGAUGCCCUGCGGAAGAGGUACAGCGAGAAAGUUGCCAUCCACAACUCCGACCUGAGCCGCCUGGAACAGCUGGAGGAGGAGAACCAGCGUCUGCUGAAGCAGACGGAGAUGCUGACUCAGCAGAGGGACACGGCCAUCCAGCUGCAGCACCAGUGUGCCCUCUCCCUGAGGAGGUUUGAGGCCAUCCACCACGAGCUGAACAAGGCCACAGCCCAGAACAAGGACCUGCAGUGGGAAAUGGAGCUGCUGCAGUCGGAGAUGACCGAGCUGAGGACCAUGCAGUUAAAAAUGGCAAAGGAGUCGGAGAAGUACAAGGAGGAGCGGGAUGCCGUGUACAGCGAGUACAAGCUCAUCAUGAGCGAGCGCGACCAGGUCAUCUCUGAGCUCGACAAGCUGCAGACCGAGGUGGAGCUGGCCGAGUCCAAGCUCAAGAGCAGCACGUCCGAGAAGAAGGCGGCCAGCGAGGAGAUGGAGGCACUGAGACAGAUGAAAGACACGGUGACAAUGGAUGCUGGGAGAGCCAACAAGGAGGCUGAAAUCCUUCGAAAGCAAUGCAAGGCUCUGUGCCAGGAACUGAAGGAAGCCCUCCAGGAGGCGGACGUGGCCAAGUGCCGGCGGGACUGGGCCUUCCAGGAGCGGGAUAAGAUCGUGGCGGAACGGGACAGCAUCCGGACGCUCUGUGACAACCUAAGGCGGGAGCGGGACCGGGCGGUGAGCGAGCUGGCCGAGGCCCUGCGCAGCCUGGAUGACACUCGCAAACAGAAGAAUGACGUCAGCCGGGAGCUCAAGGAGCUCAAGGAGCAGAUGGAAUCCCAGCUGGAGAAAGAGGCUCGGUUCCGGCAGCUGAUGGCGCACAGCUCCCACGACUCGGCCAUCGACACAGAUUCCAUGGAGUGGGAAACGGAAAUUGUGGAGUUCGAAAGGGAGACGGAGGAUAUUGACUUGAAGGCACUUGGGUUCGAUAUGGCAGAAGGUGUGAAUGAGCCUUGUUUGCCGGGGGACUGUGGGAUAUUUGUCACUAAAGUGGACAAAGGAAGCAUUGCUGAUGGCCGCUUACGGGUCAAUGACUGGCUGCUGAGAAUCAACGAUGUGGACCUCAUCAACAAGGACAAGAAGCAGGCCAUCAAGGCCCUCCUCAACGGGGAGGGGGCCAUUAACAUGGUCGUGCGGCGGAGGAAGUCCCUGGGCGGGAAGGUGGUCACACCACUGCACAUCAACCUGAAUGGACAGAAAGACAGCGGCAUCUGUCUGGAGAAUGGCGUAUAUGCUGCUGCCGUGAUGCCUGGAAGCCCGGCCGCCAAAGAGGGGUCCCUCGCCGUGGGAGACAGGAUUGUGGCGAUCAAUGGCAUUGCCCUGGACAACAAGUCUCUGAAUGAGUGUGAAUCUCUGCUACGUAGCUGCCAGGACUCCCUGACCCUCUCCCUCCUGAAGGUGUUCCCUCAGAGCUCCUCGUGGAGUGGCCAGAACAUCUUCGAGAACAUCAAGGACUCUGAUAAGAUGCUGAGCAUCCGAGCCCACGGCACCGAGGUACAGGCCCAGAAUAAACGGAGUCUGUUGCAGCACAAUAACUCCACACAGACGGACAUCUUCUAUGCAGACAGGCUGGAGGAGAGAAGGGAGCCGGGCCCCCCAGGAGGCAGCAGCUCUUUCCUGCACAAGCCGUUCCCUGCGGGACCCUUUCCCGUCUCCCCCCAGGCCUGUCCCAGCGCAUCCGAGCGCAGCCUCAGCUCCUUCCGCUCAGACACCUCCGGGGAGCGUGGCUACGGGCUGGUGGAUGUGCGCAGCCGGCGACCGCUGCUGCCCUUCGACACAGAGGGGGGCCCCUGCGGGGCGGCAGAGGCCCCCCUGGAUAAGACAGAACCUGAGAGCUCCAGCAGCGGCGGGACCUGGCCCAAGGCUGUGCUCGGCUCCGCGGCAGGGCCCGAGAAGCUCUCUGUUUAUAAGAAACCAAAGCAAAGAAAGUCUAUCUUUGACCCUAACACUUUCAAACGCCCCCAGACUCCCCCCAAAAUUGACUACCUGCUCCCAGGCCCUGGGUCUGCUCACUCUCCCCAGACCUCUAAGAGGGUGGGGCCUCUGACGCCCCCAAAACCUCCCAGGAGGAGCGACUCCAUUAAGUUCCAGCACAGACUGGAAACCAGUUCCGAGUCUGAGGCUACUCUGGUCGGCAGCUCCCCGUCUGCCAGCCCCCCGAGCGCACUGCCCCCUGGCGUGGACCCCGGGGAACUCACGCACACCUCACCCCCUCGCAAGGCCAGAGUCCGCAUUGCUUCCAGCUACUACCCUGAAGGGGACGGGGACUCCUCCUAUCUGCCUGCCAAGAAGUCCUGUGACGGGGACCUCACCUCCCAGAAGAUGGACGAGCUGGGGCAGAAGCGCCGUCGUCCAAAGUCAGCUCCCAGCUUCCGGCCCAAGCUGGCUCCAGUAGUGAUUCCUGCUCAGUUCCUGGAGGAGCAGAAGUGUGUCCCGGCCAGUGGAGAACUCUGCCCAGAGCUUCAGGAAUGGUCCCCUUACUCACCAGGGCACCCCAGCAGGCACAGCAACCCCCCAUUCUACCCUGGCAGGGCGUCUGUGGGUACUGUUCCCCGGAGUAUGACCCCGAGCACCACUGUGAGCUCCAUCCUGAGGAACCCCAUCUACACUGUGCGUAGCCACAGGGUCGGCCCAUGCAGCUCUCCGCCUGUGCCCAGAGAGGUCGGCCCCCAGGGUUUGCACCCCAGCGUCCAGCAUCAGGGACGCCUGAGCCUGGAUCUGAGCCACAGGACUGGCAGUGACUACUCAGAGAUGAGAACCUCUCAUGGGUCCAACUCUCUGCCCUCCAGCGCCCGCCUUGGGUCUUCAAGCAACUUGCAGUUCAAGGCGGAACGCAUUAAAAUCCCUUCGACACCAAGAUACCCACGGUCUGUUGUGGGCUCCGACAGAGGUUCGUUGUCACAUUCUGAGUGCAGCACGCCUCCCCAGUCACCCCUGAACAUCGACACCCUGUCCUCAUGUAGCCAGUCCCAGACCUCAGCCUCCACGUUGCCCAGGAUUGCCGUCAACCCCGCGGCCCUCGGGGAACGGAGAAAGGACCGGCCCUAUGUGGAGGAGCCACGCCACGUCAAGCUGCAGAAGGGCUCGGAGCCUCUGGGCAUCUCCAUCGUGAGUGGAGAGAAGGGCGGGGUCUACGUCUCCAAGGUGACUGGGGGAAGCAUCGCCCACCAGGCUGGCCUCGAGUAUGGGGAUCAGUUACUUGAGUUCAAUGGCAUAAACCUGCGGAGUGCCACGGAGCAACAGGCCCGGCUCAUCAUUGGACAGCAGUGUGACACUAUCACCAUUCUGGCCCAGUACAACCCACAUAUGCACCAGCUCAGCUGCCACUCUCGGUCCAGCUCCCACCUGGACCCUGUUGGCGCUCACUCCACUCUCCAGGGCAGCAGCGCCACCAGCCCGGAGCAUCCCUCUGUCAUCGACCCGCUGAUGGAGCAGGACGAGGGCCCUGGUGCCCCGCCGGCCAAGCAGAGCACCCCCAGUUCCAGGAUGGUGGGAGAAGCCAACAAGAAGACCCCAGAGCCGAGACUUGUCUUCAUCAAAAAGUCCCAGCUGGAGCUUGGCGUGCAUUUAUGUGGAGGGAACCUGCACGGGGUGUUUGUGGCUGAGGUGGAGGAUGAUAGUCCUGCCAAGGGCCCCGAUGGCCUUGUGCCAGGAGACCUCAUCCUUGAGUACGGCAGUCUGGACAUGCGCGGCAAGACGGUGGAGGAGGUCUAUGUGGAGAUGCUGAAGCCCAAGGACGGUGUCCGUCUCAAGGUGCAGUACCGCCCUGAGGAGUUUACCAAGGUGAAGGGCCUGCCUGGUGACAGCUUCUACAUCAGGACCCUCUACGACCGGCUGGCCGAGGUAGAGCAUGAGCUGAGCUUUAAGAAAGAUGACAUCCUCUACAUUGACGACACUUUGCCUCAGGGCACAUUUGGGUCCUGGAUGGCCUGGCAGCUGGACGAGAAUGCCCAGAAGAUCCAGCGCGGGCAGAUCCCCAGCAAAUACGUGAUGGACCAAGAAUUCUCCAGGAGACUCAGCAUGUCUGAAGUCAAAGACGACAACAACGCCACAAAGACGCUGUCGGCAGCUGCACGCAGAUCCUUCUUCCGAAGGAAACAUAAGCACAAACGCAGCGGGUCCAAAGAUGGGAAGGACCUCCUGGCCUUGGACACCUUUUCCAACGACACCAUUCCACUCUUUGAAGAUUCGGUGAGCCUUGCCUAUCAGCGGGUCCAGAAAGUAGACUGCACCUCCCUGAGGCCCGUCCUCAUUCUGGGGCCCUUACUGGAUGUGGUGAAGGAGAUGCUGGUGAACGAGGCGCCCGGCAAGUUCUGCAGAUGCCCCCUUGAGGUGAUGAAGGCCUCCCAGCAGGCCAUCGAGCGGGGUGUCAAAGACUGCCUGUUCGUCGACUAUAAGCGGAGGAGUGGCCAUUUUGAUGUGACCACGGUGGCUUCCAUAAAGGAGAUCACAGAAAAGAACCGGCACUGUCUCCUGGACAUCUCCCCCCAUGCCAUCGAGCGGCUGCACCACAUGCACAUCUACCCCAUUGUCAUCUUCAUCCACUACAAGAGCGCCAAACACAUCAAGGAGCAGAGAGACCCCAUCUACCUGAAGGACAAGGUGACUCAGAGGCAUUCCAAAGAGCAGUUUGAGACGGCUCAGAAGAUCGAACAGGAGUACAGUAGAUACUUCACAGGGGUCAUCCAGGGAGGAGCCCUGUCGAGCAUUUGCACUCAGAUCUUGGCAAUGGUCAAUCAAGAACAAAACAAAGUCCUGUGGAUUCCAGCCUGCCCGCUGUAG